Molecule: messenger RNA, 1143 nt
Organism: Lathyrus oleraceus (garden pea)
Lineage: Eukaryota; Viridiplantae; Streptophyta; Magnoliopsida; Fabales; Fabaceae
Product: probable xyloglucan endotransglucosylase/hydrolase protein 26
Exons: 5
Coding region: 1-990 (329 amino acids)
Biological process (GO): xyloglucan metabolic process; cell wall biogenesis
Cellular component (GO): apoplast; cell wall
Molecular function (GO): xyloglucan:xyloglucosyl transferase activity; hydrolase activity, hydrolyzing O-glycosyl compounds
Source: RefSeq, a predicted model, not a curated record
AUGGAUAUAGAGAUGGAAGCCAUUGAAAUCCUAUAUAAAGACAUCACAAAACAAAAGAAAAAGUAUUCAAUUGCAUGUUUUCAAUAUCAUAAAAGAAGAGAAUCCAAGAUCAAAGGAGUUAAUAUGGAAAAUUUUGAAAAAUUGCUAACUUUGUUCUUCUUUAUUAUUAUACCUAACAUUGUUCAAGUAGAUGCAAAUUUUUUCAAAAGCAUGCAUAUUACAUGGGGUGCUCAACAUGCAUUACUUCAGGGUGAUGAUCUUCAACUUAUGUUAGAUGAAUCUUCAGGAUCCGGAGCUAAAUCAAAAAAAUCGUUUUUAUUUGGAACCAUUGAAACUCGAAUCAAACUCGUGCCUGGUAAUUCAGAAGGAAUAGCUACAUCCUACUAUCUAUCAUCAACAGGAAAUCAACGUGAUGAAAUAGAUUUUGAGUUUAUAGGAAACAUUUCAGGACAACCUUACACUAUUCAUACGAACAUUUUCGCACAUGGAAGUGGAAACAAAGAGCAACAAUUUUAUCUCUGGUUUGAUCCUACUACUGAUUUUCACAAUUAUACUAUCCACUGGAACCCCACUGAAAUUGUGUUUUAUAUUGAUAGCAUCCCAAUUAGAGUGUUUAGAAACUAUGAAUAUGAAGGCAUUGCAUACCCUAACAAACAAGGAAUGAGGGUUUACAUAAGUUUACACAAAGCUAAUAAUUGGGCCACUAGAGGUGGACUUGUUAAGGUAGAUUGGAGUGAAGCACCAUUUACGGCCAAGUUUAAUCAUUUUAGAGCAAGGGCUUGCAAGUGGAAUGGAGAAGUGAGUUUUUACGAAUGUGCUUCAAAUAUACCUGCAAAUUGGUGGACUUCUUCUAUAUAUAAACAAUUGAGUUAUGCUCAGAUGGAUCAAUUGAAUUGGGUUAGAAGUAAUCAUAUGAUCUAUGAUUAUUGUCAUGAUACUCAAAGAUUUAAUGGACAAAUGCCUCUUGAAUGUUUCAAGGGGCAAUUCUAAAUUUGAGAAGAAAUGACAACCUAGUUUGCAAGGGUGUUUUGUCUUUUUCUUUUCAUGUUUGUUUGUUGUUAUAAAUUUGUGAUUUGUUUUUUUUAAGUGAAUAGUAAAAUAUAUUUGUUUGUUUAUUGCAAUUUGCAAUAUUCAAUUAUUUUA